Patella vulgata (common limpet) is the source of this 1833-nucleotide messenger RNA. RefSeq lists its product as uncharacterized. The record is from RefSeq and is a predicted model, not a curated record. Gene Ontology annotation, molecular function: 2-oxoglutarate-dependent dioxygenase activity. The transcript has 8 exons. NCBI's taxonomy places the organism in Eukaryota, Metazoa, Mollusca, Gastropoda, Patellidae. Bases 345 to 1640 code for a protein of 431 amino acids.
AUACGUGUGUAUUACACGUUCAGUUAGUAGAAAGCCGGUACAGAAAACACAAGACUGAGAUACAAAUAUUAUGAACCGUUUCUUCAGGAACUGAAAUAUGAACUUUAUUGGAUAAUAAUUAUAUAAUUGGUGUGGUUUUACAAAUCGCGUGAUUUUCUUUUGUGAGAAUUUAAUCAGAAAGGCGAAUAAAUUACAUUUGAAUCAACGCAAACUAUCUGUUAUCAACUGUGAAUUAGUGAGGUUGUCUUUCAAAAGAUAGUUUUGAAGACUUUGUUAUGUAAUUUUGCAAAAAAUCUAAAUUUUCUUUGAAAUUAUAUGCUUAUGUUUUUAAACUAUUAAACAAAAUGGCGACACUUUUUAUUUUAACGUGCUUGAUUUUCUUUGGAAUGUCGUCUGCUAAAAUAGGAUUUGUGAAAGAUUUAAAUAUGGAUGCCGAGUUCCCGCCACAGAUAAUCAAAUCAAAUCGUCGUAUUCCAGACGGCCACCUAAGACCAUUAGGAUUUCAGGGAUCGCCUGUAGGGCCCGUAGAAGAUUAUGAAGGUAUACCCGAUGCUAAAGAACUUUAUUAUGACUAUGCUAGCACGUGGAAGCCAGUAGUAUUUAGAGAUUCUAUAACAGAAUCACCAAUUUUCAACACAUGGGAAAAGGAUGACUAUCUGAAAAAAACAUAUGGACAUCUGAACAUAUCCGUUAUAACGAGAAAAGGGGCAAAGAAAGAUUAUUUAUAUCGUGAAAGACAAACAAUGAAGUUGAAGAAAUUUUUAGCUGAAUAUAUGUAUGAAGAUUGGUAUUUAGCUGGAACUGUUCCACACGACAUGAUGCAUGAAUUACCGUUACCGAAAUGUGUGCAGUGUGGUACUAUAGCUAACUAUUUACAGGAAGCCGAAUUAUGGAUGUCCAGUGGGGGAACCUCGUCCAUGUUACAUAGUCAUGAAGAUCACAACUUGCAUUGUGUUCUGUUUGGCAGAAGAGAUUUUAUACUGAUUGAAAAUAAAUAUAAAUCAGCUUUCGCUUUUAAGGAGGAAUACCCGAAUUCAGUAGCUGGUCACUCGCCGUUGGAUAUGGAAAUGAUAAACGCCUUAAAAUACACUAAGAUCGCUGACAUACCGUGGACAUGGAGUACAUUACAUCAGGGCGAUUGUAUAUUUAUACCUGCAGGCUAUCUUCAUCAAGUACGGUCAUACGGGAGAAGCAUAUCCGUAACAAUACUUAUAACACCCACGCCAGAAUUCGAUGAUGCUGGCUGUAAAAAAAAACAAUUUACCAAAAUUAAAACUCUUUCUGAUGCCGCUUUUAUGUGGACUUUUGAAGAAGGAAAACGGGUAUUAACCAAUUGGAAAAUAAAUGCUGAAAGUUUAAGAUAUAUAUUAUUAGCACAGAUACGUUCAGAAGAUAUAAUGCCUUUAGAACAGUUUACCAUGUUCUAUACCGAAGCUAUGGUGGUAAGUGAGGAAGACGUUUUACCAGCGGCUACUGUUUUCGCCAUGCUUUUUGAUGUGGGCAAACGGGAGGCCACCAGAAGGGAGAUAACCGAAUUAUCAACUGAAAAAUUAAAUCGAGUGGCAGCAGUAUUUAAUAAACCUUAUGAAAAGAGUCCAAGAAAGAAACGAGAUCAUUUACACGCACAUGAAGAAUUAUAAAAGGAAAUGAUGUGACCUUCGAAUAACCCCAAAACAACCAUUCACAUCUUAUCUUUAGAAAUAAUAGUCUUUCGGACAGGGCCGUCUUAACAGCAUUUAUCGGCCCCGGGUAAACCAGAGCAUUGGGGCCCCCAUCUACGCAACCGCUCAAGAAUAAAAAUGAAAACACUAAAUAAAAUUAAAUAUAUAUAUU